Molecule: messenger RNA, 1173 nt
Organism: Caenorhabditis remanei
Lineage: Eukaryota; Metazoa; Nematoda; Chromadorea; Rhabditida; Rhabditidae
Exons: 10
Coding region: 1-1173 (390 amino acids)
Source: RefSeq, a predicted model, not a curated record
AUGAACGAAAAGUCUCUUGGCGUUUGGCAACUGAGAGCAAACGAAUCUAUUCAGAAUUACACCCAAGAGCGUCUGACGAUGGCUGAACACGUUGCAUUGGAAGAUAUAACAAACUGUCCAAUUCAUAAUAUUGAUGAGGAUAACAAUGUUUUCUCAACAACUACAACUCGUCCAUCUCGUACUGAACAUCGAUUGAGGUUAUUGGCAAAAAAUUUCAAAGAUAUUCGUUCGUCGUCUAUGGCUUCAUCUAGUUCUACUGCAAUGCGUCCAUUCGGAACAGCUCGUUUGACACCUGGAAGAGCCACAGGAAGACAACAAACCCAACAACAAAUUAGUACACCUGAACCAAUGAUUGCCAUUGCUCUCUCGGAUAUGGAAUAUCUCAUGAGAUCGGCCAGAUCGAGUAGAAGUUCUGGCAGAUCUGAACGCCAACCAGGAUGCACUUGCUGCUGUCAUAUCGCCGCAGGGGUUACUGUAAUCCCACGUGUCGCCCGUUUUUCGAUUGAAGGGGGACUCUCCACUCACACUCUUAUGAAUCAUUCGGAUAAUCGGAUAGCGGUGAAAAUCACUUGCAGUGACAACAAUAUGUAUAGAGUUACUCCCGUUUAUGCAACUGUUGAACCAGGACAAAGUCUUCCACUUCAUAUUGCUCGAAUCACAAGUGACCUAAUAAAACGUGAUCGUCUCUGUGUCAAUAUCCUUGAAGCAGAUGGAAACAAAGAAGCAAGAGAAAUCUUCAAAAAGAAUGCGAAUACGCGUGCACCAGCUUCAAUAAACAUGGCCCUUGAGGCAACAAAUGACAGUCAGAAUCAUCAUCAUCAUCAUCAUCAAAUAGACGAACAUACAAUGAAUAUUUUCUACAUUUUUCUGAUUUUUGUGGUCAUUGCAUCUGUUGAUUCUGUCGCCUCAAACAACAUUUUCUCCUCAAUUUUCUCUUUCGGCAAAAAGAAACCACCAAGUACCCCUGCUCCAAGCUAUUCAAAAGAUUCUUCCUCCAGAUGCAAUGUACAAACGUCGCAAUGCUCGGCUUAUGAAUGCUGUAAUUCUGACCAAACAUGCCUUCGAAAUAGAUGUUUCCCCAGACUAUCAAACUGUCCAGUAACACGAGAUCAAUGUGGAAACUCAUGCUGCAAAACAUCAGAACAAUGCCGAAAUGGAAGAUGCAGUCGUUAA